Molecule: messenger RNA, 6969 nt
Organism: Charadrius vociferus (killdeer)
Lineage: Eukaryota; Metazoa; Chordata; Aves; Charadriiformes; Charadriidae
Gene: OTOGL
Product: otogelin-like
Exons: 59
Biological process (GO): L-arabinose metabolic process
Cellular component (GO): extracellular matrix
Molecular function (GO): alpha-L-arabinofuranosidase activity; protein binding
Source: RefSeq, a predicted model, not a curated record
AUGAUACCGUGGAGUAUAUUCUUGCUUCAUUCACUGCUAUCCUCUCUGCAAGGAUCUUAUUGCAAGCUUUCUCUUUUGCGAAGAACUUCAAGAAAUGAGUUUAAUGCAACUCGACAGAAAAGAGAUCUCGUAACAGCCGAGAUUCGAUCUGCCUCUCCUUGGUCGCACCUUCAUGGGGCCUUGACACGGAGUCCACCAGGAGGUUCAUGUCCUCAGGAGUGCCUUAAUGGAGCAGCCUGCACGGAGGCAGGUGACUGUGACUGUCAGUUAUUUCAGGCUCAAGGAAGCAGGUGCCAAAUUGUACCUAACACUGGUAAGGACCGAGAUGGGAUUUGCAAAUCAUGGGGACAGUAUAAUUUUGAAACAUUUGAUGGCAUCUACUACUACUUCCCGGGAAAUUGCUCCUACAUUUUUGCAAAAGACUGCAAUACUCCAGAACCCCAGUACACUGUUUGGGUUCAUAACAGUCCUCAGUGUUAUGGUUCGGUAUAUACUUGUCAGAGGUCCAUUAGCUUAUUUUUUUCAAACCAAGAAGAAAUAAUUAUUUCAGGACAUGAAGUAAGAAAAGAAGGAAUCAGAUUAAUGUUGCCUCAGACAGUUGGAAAUGCUUUCCUUGAGAGACUGGCUGACUAUAUUCUGGUGAAGACUACCUUUGGUUUUUCUCUUGCUUGGGAUGGAAACUCUGGUAUUUAUAUUAAGCUGACAGAAGAUCAUAAGGGAAAACCUUGUGGCCUCUGUGGAAAUUUUAAUGGCAAUAAAUAUGAUGACCUGAUACUGCAAAAUAGUGAAUAUACAGAAGACAUUGCUGAAUUUGCAAAUAGCUGGGCUGUGCAAACCUCAGAUGACAUCGCCUGUGUACCUACUGCCUCAGAUUUUCCCAGUCCUUGCUCAGCUGACACAGAACUCACUGAGGACAUAUUCUUCAAGUGCCAAAUAUUCCUACAGUUUCCUUUUCUCAGCUGUCACGAAAGCAUAGAUCCAUAUUCUUAUAUUUCAAGCUGUAUGAAUGAUCUUUGCAGAGUGGAUGAUGACGAAACGUACUGCAGGGCGGUGACAGAGUAUGCUAGAGCAUGCUCUCACGCUGGGUCCCCGGUGCGGGACUGGAGGGAUGACUUUCCUGCCUGUACUGAGAAGUGUGAAGACAGCUUUGUACACCGUGACUGUAUCAGUUGCUGUCCACCAACCUGCACAUUUGAAAAAGAUUGUCUCGGCAGCAACCUACACUGCUUAGAUGGCUGUUACUGUCCAGAUGGUCUCAUUAUGGAAAAUGGAACUUGUAUCUCUGUGUCGAAUUGUCCUUGUAUUUAUCAUGGAUCUGCCUUCCCUGUAGGCUCAAAAAUUGAACAAGAAUGUAGCAAAUGUAUUUGUAUUGGUGGCAUUUGGAACUGCACUGAUCAUGAUUGCCCAGCCGAGUGCUCAGUCACAGGCAGCUCUCAUUUCACAACAUUUGAUGGACGUCAUUUUACUUUUCUUGGGAUUUGCCAGUACAUUUUGGUAAAAGGCACUGGGAAAAACAAAUUCACAAUCACUUUACAGAAAGCACCUUGUGGACAAAACUUUGACCACGCCUGCAUUGAGUCUAUAACACUAGUUCUUGAAGACGAUGUGAGCAAACAAGUAACUCUCACAAGAUAUGGUCAAGUCCAAACUGGCCCUAACCAAGUUUUUAACCUUAAUGGGGCUAUUGAAAUUCAGAAUAUAUCUUCUUUGUUUGUUCAACUGAAAACUAGUUUUGGUUUGAAGAUACUGUUUGGUAAAGACGGAGAGAGAAUCUAUGUUCAAGUUGAUGUCAGCUGGAAGAGAAGAACAUUGGGACUAUGUGGAACAUACAAUGGGAAUUUAAGAGAUGAUUUUCUCAGGACGCUUGCAGUAUUGUAAGGGACCCCACAGCUUCAUGCCAAUGCAUGGAAGGUUUCCUCAGCUUGUUCUGUGCCUAUCAAUAUUCCUGUGGUUGAUCCCUGCAACGUUAAUCAGCAAAAUGCUGGGUAUGCAUCUCACUGUGAUAUCAUCAAUCAAGACGUUUUUGCUCCCUGCCAUGCCUACAUCAGCCCAGGAUUAUACUACCAGCUAUGCCGCUUCGACGCGUGCAAAUGUGGAAGCAGCUGCUUGUGUAAUGCUCUGGCACACUAUGCUUAUGUCUGUGGCAAACAUGGGAUCAUCGUUGACUUCAGAUCUCAUAUUUCUUACUGUGCUGUGAUGUGUCACAGUGGUAUGCUUUAUCAUCAGUGCUCUUCUUUUUGUAAACACUCCUGUGCUUCACUUUCUAUGGCAAAUAUCUGUGGCGAUGACUGUGCAGAAGGAUGUAAUUGUCCUGAUGGGAAAUAUUUUGAGGAGUCGGUCAACUUUUGUGUAUCAAUAUCUGCCUGUCACUGUCAUUACAAAGGCAAAGCCCUCCAGCCUGGAGAAAUCCUCCCUACACCAACAGGCUCCUGUCAAUGUUUGAAUGGAACAGUGAAAUGUAUUGAAGCCACUACAGAAAAUACAGUUCACAUGUGCCCUGAAGGAAAAAUCUACUAUGACUGCAGAUCGCCUGUACCUGGAUUGCCAGCAGCAGGUGUGAAUUGUGGGAUCUCCUGUGCAAACCUUGCCAUGAACUUCUCCUGUGUCCCCUCACCACCCUGUGCAAGUGGCUGCAUUUGCCCCCCUGGGAUGGCUGAGCAUAGAGGGAAAUGUUAUAUCCCUGACAGUUGCCCAUGCACCUGGAAAGACAGGGAAUUUCUGUCCGGGGAAGUGAUAGCUACACCAUGUUACACCUGUGUUUGUCGGAGAGGGAUAUUCAAUUGCACUAGUUACCCCUGUCCUGCUGUAUGCACUAUUUAUGGAGAUCGACAUUAUUAUACCUUUGAUGGAUUGGAGUACGAUUAUGUCAGUGACUGCCAAGCUUAUCUGCUAAAGAGCACAGAUAACUCAAAUAUAUCUAUAAUUGCUCAGAACAAAAAAUGCUUUGACAAUGAUAUUGUUUGCUCGAAGAAUCUUUUCAUCACUGUUGGAGACACUGAGAUUUAUUUUAGUGAAUCUUCUGAGAAGCAGAAGACAUUGAGGGGACAGGAAAACAAAUCUAACUAUCAGCUUUGGAAGGCUGGAUAUUAUACUGUGAUACACUUUCCAGAACAGGACAUUACAGUUCUGUGGGAUAAGAAGACAACAAUGCAUAUAAAGGUUGGACCUCGAUGGAAGGGUAAACUGGCAGGUUUGUGUGGAAAUUUUGACAAAUAUACUUCAAAUGAUCUGACUACAUCAAACAACAUGGAAGUGAGAAAUGCACAGGUGUUUGGAGACAGCUGGGUAUUAGGACAGUGCAAGAGCCCAAAUGAAACACUAAGACCAUGUGAGGUACAUCAGAGCAAGUUCCCUUAUGCCAAAAAGGAAUGCUCAAUUUUAUACAGUGAUGUUUUUGCACCUUGUCGCAAUGUGAUUGAUGUGACUUCUUUUGUGAAAAAUUGUCACACAGAUACGUGCAACUGCAAUCUUGGUGGGGACUGUGAGUGCCUGUGUACCAGUAUUGCAGCUUAUGCCCACAAGUGCUGCCAACAAGGAGCAGCAAUUCACUGGCGAUCUCCUUCGCUCUGUGCUUAUGACUGUGAAUAUUACAAUCAAGGUCUUGGCGAAGGACCCUAUAUUUUGGCAAGUUAUGGAGAGAAUGACACAAUUAUAGGAGCUAACGUAUCCAGUAGAAGGAUAUUUCCCCUGCCUAGAACGGGAGCAUAUGGAAAUGUAUUUUUCAGUUUCAUGAUAACUCCAGGUCUUUUCAAAGAUAAAUAUUUAUCUCUCUCUCUUGUUUCCCUUGAAUCUGCUGAAAGACCAAACUACUUUCUGUACGUACAUGACAAUGAAACCGUUGGGUUGGAACAGUGGCAGCCAAGUGCCUCCUUUCGGAGACGAGCCACCUUCUUCCACCACCACGGCCUCUGGAGUCCGGGGCUUAGCGCCUUUGAACUGCACAGUAAAAAAGGCUUUUUCAUCAUUCUCACUUCAUCCAGUGUUAAAGUGGCAAAGUACGAUGAUUCAGAAGAAUUCAAACGUUUGAGCAGCUUUAGUAUUGAAGAACUCGGUGCAUCUGUGCCUUAUAGAAGGAUGUGUGAAUGGCGAUAUGAAUCUUGUGCUAAUCCUUGUGUUAAAACGUGUAGUGAUCCUGAAGGAAUAGCAUGUAAAUUCCUUCCUCCGGUUGAAGGAUGCUUGCCAUACUGUCCCAAAAACAUGAUCCUCGAUGAGGUCACACUUAAAUGUGUUUAUCCAGAAGACUGCAUACCUGUGACUCCUACAGAAUUUUCAUUACCAAGUACAGUGAAGCCUUCUGAUGUACUUCACAGCACAGGCAACGAAUGUAAACCAAGAUACCUUGAACCUGUCGACAAAUGUAGCCAGUAUGUAUGUGUUAAUACGGGUUGGAUGCUAUACAACCUUUCAAGGAACUGCCCUAAGGAUGUGCAGAAGCCAGACUGUGGUUUUCGAGGAAUGCCAGUUCAAGUCAACACUGAUAGUUGUUGCCCAGAAUGGGAAUGUCCCUGUCAAUGUUCUGUACUGUCAGAACUGAGCGUUAUUACAUUCGAUGGAAACAACAUUGCCCUCUGCAAUAUGGCUUCCUACAUUUUAGUCAAGUUACCGGGAGAAAUUAUUGUUGCUCAUAUUGAAAAAUGUCCUGCUAAUCAGAGUGCAAAUUCAAUAAGAAAACUAGUUCCCCCUGCAAACACUUCAGGGCUCUGUUUUAAGAAAUUAAAUGUAACAACACACACCUAUAAAUUACUUAUCAAUCGUUUAGCAAGAAAAGUAGUAGUGGAUUCUGUAAUUCAAGCAUUACCAUUUUCAAAAGAAGGACUGAGUAUCCAGGAUACUGGUGCAAUGUAUGUCGUUAAUACCCCAGCUGGUAUUAGCAUCAAGUGGGCUCACGUUACAGGCAUCAUAGAUAUACAGUAUGGAUUACACUCUAACACAUCGAUGAAGACAGAAGGACUUUGUGGGGUGUGUAAUGGAGACCCUACUGAUGACCUGAAAACGCAAAACAGGACCGUAAUUACAAACAUGGAGGAAAUUGAAGUGUUCAUUAAGAGUUGGGAAAUCGAGAAAUCACUUGAUGUAACAACCAGGAGGCCAGUAAGAAACUGUACUGAAGAUAACUGCACAUACUGUAUGGAAUUGUUAAACAGAAGCAUUUUCACCCCUUGUCACAAGAAAGUGUCACCACAGGAGUUUUGCGAGAAGAUGUGGAUCAACAGUACUUAUUUUUGGAAUUAUGAGUGUGACGCACUUUCUGCUUAUGUGGCUUUAUGCAACAAGCACAACAUUUGCAUUAAAUGGAGGACACCCGAUUACUGUUCACUGAGUUGUCCUGAGGGCAAGGAAUACCAGCCUUGUGUGCAACCCUGUGAAGCCAAGACGUGCUUGAAUAAAUGGUUCUAUGAAGAUUCUCCCUGUUCCUAUUUAAGGGAAGACUGUGUGUGUAAAAAUGGCACUAUUCUGCAUAGAACAGACUCUGACCUCUGUAUACCUGAAGGAAAAUGUACAUGUACAGAUAACAAAGGACAACCCCGCUCUGCUGGGGAGAUCUGGAAUGGGUCCAUGAGAGGCUGUUGCAUGUAUAACUGUUUAGAAAAUGGAAGUGUUGUUGCUGUAGAACCUGAAUGCAAUGAGGAUCCACCACCAGUCUGUGAAAGAGAAGGGGAAGUUAUCGUCCAUGUCAUUGAAGAGAGAGCUUGCUGUCCAAAAAAAGUUUGUGAAUGUAACAUGUCAUUGUGUGAUGCUGCUAUUCCAACAUGCAAACCUAAUGAAAAAUUAGUGGUAGGCUACCACCCCCUGUCCUGCUGUCCACAGUACCGAUGCGAAUGUGAUCCUUCAGUUUGUUUCAAUGCUUCCCAGCUGGACUGCAGAGAAGAUCAAUUUAUUGUUGAAGCAAAACAGGAAGAUCCCUGUUGUUUCUCUUACCUCUGUGUUUGUGAGUCCUGUAUUGAGCCUGUUCCCUUGUGUAAUGAAGGGGAAAUUCUCACUGUAGACCUUAAUACCAUACAUUACUGUUGUCCUCAUUACUACUGCGUUUGCGAUGAGAAUCUUUGUUCGGAGCCCCCUAUGAAUUGCACAGAUGACAUGACACUUGUGAAGGAAAAAAUACCUGGGCAGUGCUGUCCAGAAUGGCACUGUGAAUGUAGCUGUGAAAACACUACUAUGCUGACCUGUAAAUUGGGAGAAGUUAAAAAAAUAGAUAGUAGCAUAUCCAGCGCUUGUGGAUGCACUCACUACAUUUGUGAGAAGGAUGAUGUCUGUAUCUUCCAAGAGGUGACAGUACUGAAUCCUGGGCAGUCAGUGGUUCAGUACUUGGAUGGAGACCUUUGUUACACUGUACAGUGUUUACAAGAAAAAGAUCAGAUCACGGGAUACAAUGCCAUGCAUUUUACAAUGGUGAACUGUUCCCAGCAAUGUGAAGCUCAUCAAAUAUAUAUGCCUUCUGCUAGUCACCAUACUUGUUGUGGUACCUGUCAAAAUGUGUCCUGCUCUUUUCAUACUGAGAAUGGAACACUAAUUGUGUAUGAGGAGGGAAGCACCUGGAGCUCCAACUGCACCAACUACAAAUGUGCUAAGACUGCAGCAGGGGCCAUCAUACUGGCAUCAAGUGUUGUCUGUCCCCCUUUUAAUGACACUGAGUGCACAAAGAACGGAGGAAUUGUGCAGACGUAUAAUGAUGGCUGCUGCAAGACCUGCAAAAAGGAAGAAAGGAUUUGCCAGAAAAUGACAAUCAGGACAACCAUAAGAAAAAAUGACUGUAUAAGUCAAAGCCCGAUAAAUGUGGCUUCUUGUGAUGGAAAGUGCCCGUCUGCAACAAUUUUCAAUGUCAAUAUUGAUAGCCAUUUGAGAUUCUGUAAAUGUUGUCGCGAAAAUGGAACACGUAAUCUGACUGUGCCACUACGCUGCUCAGGAAAUGGCACUGAAAUUAUGUACGUCAUUCAAGAGCCUAUAGACUGCUCGUGCCAAUGGAACUGA